Bolinopsis microptera is the source of this 4116-nucleotide messenger RNA. Its product is annotated as protein transport protein Sec31A-like. Gene Ontology annotation, cellular component: endoplasmic reticulum exit site; COPII vesicle coat. The record is from RefSeq and is a predicted model, not a curated record. Gene Ontology annotation, biological process: COPII-coated vesicle cargo loading; endoplasmic reticulum to Golgi vesicle-mediated transport; intracellular protein transport. The transcript is spliced from 25 exons. The coding region runs from base 11 to 3595 and encodes 1194 amino acids. Gene Ontology annotation, molecular function: structural molecule activity; protein binding. Lineage: Eukaryota; Metazoa; Ctenophora; Tentaculata; Lobata; Bolinopsidae.
AUAUUUUAGCAUGCGGAUAAAGGAGGUUGUAAGAACCAGCAAUCUUUCAUGGAGUCCUGGACAGGUUCAUCCUUUGUAUAUUGCUGCUGGGACAAGCGCAAAGCAGCUUGAUGCAUCCUUCAGUUCAUCGUCAGUGUUAGAGAUCCUUGAGGUUGAAACUGCUUCCAAAGGAUGGGACAUGCCAGUUAGAGGGACUCUGUCUGUUGCCUCCAGGUUUAAUGUUAUUGAGUGGGGAAGUGUCGAGAGGGAGAUGGGUUUGAUAGCUGGUGGUGGCGACAAUGGAGUUAUUUCUCUCUGGGACCCCGUUAAAAUUCUAAGUGGAGAAGAAGAUGCCUUGGAAUGUGAGCUCCCAAAACAUUGUGGUCCUGUACGCUCAAUGGAUUUCAAUCCUGCCAAGAAAUGUUUGUUGGCAUCUGGAGCUAGUGCUAGUGAGAUUCAUAUUGUUGACAUCAACAAACCUGAUGUUCUCAUGACACCUGGCCCAAAAGCACAGCCAGAAGAUGAUGUGGUAGCUCUAGCAUGGAACCAGCAAGUGGAGCACAUCCUAGCAUCUGCACACCCCAACUCAGCGCGCUCCAUUGUAUGGGACCUCAGGAAGAACGAGCCUAUAAUCCAAGUAACUGAUGCCUCAAACCGUGUGAGAUGCAGCUGCAUUGCCUGGCACCCUGACGUAGCCACACAACUCCUAACUUGUUCAGACGAGGACAGAUAUCCUGUUAUUCAGAUGUGGGAUCUCAGAUUCGCUUCUGCUCCUACUAUGGUAUUUGAAGGACAUGGUCGAGGUAUCCAGACAUUGGCUUGGUGUGGAUGUGACAGCAGUAUGUUACUUUCCAGCAGUAGAGAUGAUCACAUGAUCUGUUGGAAUCCUAACAAUACUAGUGUUCCUGGAGGAGAGAAACUGGUAGAGUUCAAUGCUCCAAGUCAGUGGACGUUUGAUAUGGGCUGGUGUGAAAGAAACCCUUAUCUUGUUGCUUCCUCUGCGUUCUCUGGUAAACUUUCCGUGUUUUCUCUCUUUGGAGGACAAGAGGACAUUCCUGAACAACCACAACGUGUGCGAGUUAGCAGUGACCCAUUUGCCCCUGGUCCACCCCCACCGUCUCUGCCAAUGCACAUUCCACUCCUUUCUCAGGCGCCCAAGUGGCUGAUGAAACCUUGUGGUGGCUCGUUCGGUUUCGGUGGAAAACUCAUCUCUUUUGACUCCAACUCUAAUGAGAUAACAGUGAUGCAAGUUACAACGGAAUCAGAGUUGCUAGAAAGAUCCGAGAAGUUAGAACAAGCUCUGCAGGAGAAUACACUGCUUCAGUUCUGUAGUGAGAAAGCUGACGCUACUAACGAUACAAAUGAUAAACAGAUAUGGAGCUUUUUGAAGUCUACAUUUGACGGUAAGCCGAGACAGCGAUAUCUAGAACUUCUUGGUUACAAAGCUGGAGACUUGAAGGAAAUGGUAGAAAACUUAGCUGAGAGCGCUCCCACCUUAUCAGAAAGUGUUGGUGAACUAACACUUGACAGUGACACCGCUAUCAUCAACAAGAGCGAUGCUGAAUCUAGUUCCAGUUCCGAGAAGGAUUCAGACAAAGAAGAAGUAUCUUCUGAAACUGAAGAUGAUGUUGUUAAGGUGACGGCGCCGAAACCGUUAGUAAUAGACACCAGCAUUGGAGUUGACGGUCUCAUCUGCCGUGCAAUGCUUCUAGGUCAGUUUGAAGUGGUGGUAGAUCUGUGCCUGAAAGCUGGUAGGAUGGCUGAUGCUCUGGCUGUGGCUAUGGCUGGGGGGAGAGAGUUGUUCCAGAAAACUCAACAGGAAUACUUCAGACAAGCAACUUCGCCUUCCGCAGCUCUGCUCUCAUGCAUCAUCUCUCAACGUUGGGCUAACCUGGUAGAGACGGUAGAGUUGUCGAACUGGAAAGAAGCGCUGGCUAUCCUCCUCUCUUACGCUAAACCAACCGAGUUCAAUGGUCUUUGUGAUACACUUGCUGACAGAUUGAGUGCAGAUCCCAACUACACUUUGGAAGCUACGUUGUGUUAUAUUUGUAGUGGAAAUGUGGCGGAACUGUUGGAAUGUUGGCAGAGCGCCAAUUCUGAUGAUACUUCCAGCCCUCUUCAACUUCAGGAGUUGAUAGAGAAAGUGAUGUGUCUCCAGAGCACUAACAGCACUAACAGACCCCUGGAGGGGGAGAGGGUUGUAGCUAACCUCCUCAAGUACUCCCAACUUCUAGCUGAACAGGGCAAACUGUCCAAUGCUCUCACUUACAUCAGCGCUACCCCCACUGAUGCAGCUGCAGAGUUCAAGUACAAGUUACAUAUGGCUAUAAACGACCCCUCCCUACCCCGGCCCCCUGUACCCUACACUCGGGCCAGACUACCUUCUGCCGCCUCUAGUGUCACACCCAGUUCUCCAGCAGCCAGCACAUACACCGGUUACUCACACUCCACAUAUAACCCCUCGUCCUACGCGCCAACUAGCUAUGCUCCUAGCUCUGUAGGAGGCCCUCCUAGCUCUGUUGGAGCUCCUCCUAGCUCUGUUGGAGCUCCUCCUAGCUCUUAUACUCCUGCUGCUAGCAUCGUGUCUGGUAACUCCUCCUUCGCUCCUCCGGCCAAGAUCGCAUACCAACCUCCGACCUACAAAGCCCCAGAGCCGCAAGCUCCUACCCCAGCCCCUGCUCCAGAUCCAGCUCCUGGUCCCCCUACCCAGCCUCCAUUCUCCCAACCUCCUCCAGGCAGCUUCUCCCAACCCCCUCCGGGCAGCCUCUCCCAACCCCCUCCGGGCAGCCUCUCCCAACCCCCUCCAGGCAGUUUCUCCCAACCCCCUCCAGGCAGUUUCUCCCAACCCCCGGCCCCACCAACUAGUUAUGCGCAACCUCCGACCAGUUACACUCCCCCUGCGCCAGGAUCAUACACUGGUUCCUCCGUAUCUACAUUUACUCCGUACAUACCUGCCCCGGGAACUGAACCUUCUCCUCCUCCUGCUAAGCUUGCAGCGAGACCUAAGAGUGCAUGGAACGAUCCUCCGAUGUUAAAAAAGAAGACCGCAUCCAAUGCUCCUGUAGCUACUCAAAAGAUAACAACGCCGGUGGUCGGUCCUGUCAAAACAGUGGACCUGGAUCCUAAUUCUGCAGCGAACUAUGCCGGACAACCGCAGCCUGGCCCUGGAGCGUACAAUGCACCCCAGCCUGUCCAGCAGCCUUACAAUCCUAACAGUUACGCUGCAGCUCCGCCAGAGCCAGCCCCUGCACCGGCUCCAGUCGAAAAACCCUCAGUUCCUGAUCAUUACCUCCCGAUGUUAAAUGCUCUCGAAUCUGCUACCAACGAUUGUAAAAACGUCUCGCAAAACCCUACGCACCGUAGAAAAUUGGAAGAAGUAACAGCGAAGCUAGAAGCGCUGAAGGAUAGGCUGAGAUACGACUGUGUUUCUGGUGCAGUAGUGGAGAAUCUCAACAACAUUGCUAGUGCUAUAAGUGUGAAAGAUUACAACCAAGCGCUGUACAUCCACUCCCAUGUUGCACAAACUGCAAACUUCAGCGAGGUUGGCUCAUUCUUACCCGGCAUCAAAGUACUGCUUCAGAUUGGGGCUCAGUUGCACACAGUACACCACUACUAAAACCUGAGCUUGUCACUUGGGCUGUUCUUAACAAUCUCACGAGCGGUCCUCUGUAUUGUAGUGUUUUAAUAACUUUUUCUAGCUGGUUUAGUGUAUAAUGUUAGAUCUAAUAAUUUUUAUAAACACAGAACGAAUUUCUGAUAUCUAUAAAAUUUUACAGUUGACUUGUUAAAAUUGCACCGUCAUGAUGAUAUGUAGCUAAUAAUGAAUCAAUUUUAACUGAAUAUUAUGCAAUUUGAACGAAUGUGUGUUACAUUAUCUUUGAAAUGUACAUUUUUGACUAAUGAGCAAUAAAGUAAGUAAGUUUACAGUAAUAUGUACUAUGUUUUACGGUUAUGUACAAUGUUUGCAGUAAUGUACAAAGUUUCGGUAACUCGCGAUGUGCAGAAUUGUACAGUUGUGUAGCGAAUGAAAUACAUUGCAGCGCUUUCUGCAGAAUUUAGAUUCAGUAUAUGCCGAUGUGAUUUAUAUAAAGUGCUAAUUGUGAUACGAAAAGCGGUUUAACUCAUUUUUCAGUAUAA